Dovyalis caffra is the source of this 1032-nucleotide messenger RNA. Lineage: Eukaryota; Viridiplantae; Streptophyta; Magnoliopsida; Malpighiales; Salicaceae. The record is from the annotation of a GenBank genome assembly.
AUGGAGUCUUUCUCCAUUUUACUAUCUUCUUCUCCACCCAUCCAAAACCACCCGAGAACCCUGAAAUCCAAUACCUGUAAACCCAAUUCUCAUCAAACCAGUUUUCCUUUCUCCAAAAAAUCUUCUCUCCAAAAUCCUCUCUCGCUUCUCAAAAACCCUCUCUCAAAUAAAACCACUCUUUCUUUCACUACCAUUCAGCUCUACACUUCUCUUCCUAGCCUAGCUUCUGAAACUCUAACCUCCCAAACUGAGCAAGUUUCAGACAAAAUAAACUUGGAAUCGAUCUUGGUCUCAAUUGAUGACUUCUUGAACAGAAACCCAUUUUUUGUAGCUGGCUGUACAUUCAUUUGGCUUAUUGUUAUACCUCUAACUGAAGAGUACUUGAGAAAGUAUAAGUUUAUCUCUGCCAUUGAUGCAUUUAGGAAACUCCGGGAUAACCCGGAUGCGCAGCUUUUGGAUAUUCGGGACAGGAGGAGCGUCGUCGCUUUGAGGUCUCCCAGUUUGAAGAUGUUCAAUAAGAGUGUGGUUCAGGUUGAGUUCUCUGAGGGAGAUGAAGAUGGGUUUUUGAAGAAUGUUUUGGAGAAUUUUCAAGACCCAGCAAAUACCACCUUGUGUAUUUUGGACAAUUUUGAUGGUGAUUCAGUGAGAGUGGCUGAGUUGCUGUUCAAGAACGGAUUUAAAGAGGCAUACGCAAUUAGGGGCGGAGUCAGGGGCAAAAAAGGCUGGUUGGAUAUACAGGAAACCCUUUUGCCACCUCCUGUACAUAUGAAGCCUAAGAAGAAGAAGAAGAAGAAGAAGAAGGCUAAAACUUCACAACUUGGAGUUAAUGGAGGAGUUGCUCAGCAAAAUGAUGGUGAGGAUGGCAUACCCUCUUCUACUAAUCUCCCUCUGGAAGAAAGCCAAAGUGUGGACAAUGGGCAUGUAAACAAGCCUAUGAAAUCCAUACCUCAUCUGGAAAUUGAUUUCAGAUCUCCUUACCCUAAUUACCCAGAUUUAAAACCUCCAUCUUCCCCAACACCGUCAAAGCCAUGA